Molecule: messenger RNA, 858 nt
Organism: Arvicola amphibius (Eurasian water vole)
Lineage: Eukaryota; Metazoa; Chordata; Mammalia; Rodentia; Cricetidae
Gene: Rpp14
Product: ribonuclease P/MRP subunit p14
Exons: 7
Coding region: 352-720 (122 amino acids)
Biological process (GO): tRNA 5'-leader removal
Cellular component (GO): ribonuclease P complex
Source: RefSeq, a predicted model, not a curated record
UCCGCUUCGCGUCUGUGGGGCGGGACGGAGUCAAAUGUAAAUACACCAGCUUUGCGGGUCCACGCUUGAGCCGCUGCGUGGGAACUCCGGUCCUUGCCGAAUUCUAGCAUCGCGAAGGAGACAGGAGCCGGGCUGCUCCAGUCCGGGGCUUCGUUCUGCGCCGGGGCCGCUUAACUGCACGCGGGUGAUCUAUUCUGGCAUGUUUAAAAAUACAAGAAUGGGCUUGCCUGUCUUGCACCAGAUUCUGGGCGUGAUCUCCAGCACCACCACUCCUCAACAUAUAUCAAAAAUAAGGACCUGCCAAAGAAAAAAGAGACUCCUCUAUAUCUAGAUGGGUACCCAUGUUUGAAGAUGCCAGCUACUGCAUAUGAAAGAGUGGUUUACAAGAACCCCUCAGAGUACCACUAUAUGAAAGUCUGCUUAGAGUUUCAAGAACAUGGAGUUGAGCUGAACGCAGCCCAAUUCAAACAGCUGCUUGUUUCGGCCCUGAAGGACCUGUUUGGGGAGGUUGGUGCUGCUUUACCUGUGGACGUCCUAACCUAUGAAGAGAAGACCUUGACAGCCAUCUUGAGAGUGUGCAGCAGGGGGAUGACUAAACUGUGGAGCUCUUUGACCUUGUUCGGAGCCUACAAAAACAAGAAGUGUGCCUUCAGAGUGAUUCAGGUGUCUCCCUUUCUCCUUGCACUAUCGGGUAACAGCAGGGAACAGGUAUUGGAUUGAAUACUCCUACAGUUCCAGAAACCUCCACUCUCAAAAGAACCUUUUGGUGUCUAUAUAGAUUGAAAAAAAAGAAGCAGGCUAAGCCCCUAUUGAUGAUAUUUGGAGAUACUGAAGAUGUUCUCUGUGAUUUCUGGUCAU